AUGGAAUUCUCCAAAAAAAAAACGAUUUCUAUCUCAAAUUCCUCAACUACUUUCACCUCUUUCUUUAAUAACCUAUUAGAGAACGCAUGUGAGGCUGACGAUUCACAUUUGCAGAACAACUUUUGGAAUGGAAUCGAUGUCAUCUACAACGACCUCAUCAAAAAGCCGGCAAUUCGGAAAAGCAUUGUAACGAACAAUAGGCGCAAUGGAAUGCACCUUCGCUCCGUUGGGAUCACUCUUGAAGAGGUGUUUUUUGGGUUACGGUAUAAUCCUAAGAUCUCAGCGUCGCUGCAAAGAGAUAUUGUGUCAUGGCUGGAUAUGAGGGAACAACCAGAACUUGAGGCCAAUAACAUCUAUGUUAUUCCAAGCGAGAAAUACAAGUAUAUUGAGGUUAUCGAAAGCCAUCUGAACCAGAGAAAAUUUCUCAUCGCUAAACCAACAUCUGAAUGUCCACUCGUUCCUUUGGAGCGUUGCAAUUUCGAGAUGAAGCUGCGAGCUAGCGGAUUCGGCUACGGUCUACCGGCGAGGAUGGCCAUUCAAAUAGUUAACAUGGCGUCGAACAUUUCGGAUGAGGAUGCCGUAUUUUUCGAUCCCGGAAGCGGCAAGUCCUUCAGUGCCAGAGUGAUCUUUCGUCUCGUUUUUCUUCACUUUGGUUCUUUCUCACCAUACUAUAUCGUGCCAGUUUCAGCUCAAGAGUAUUUGGAUCGCUUCGUUCAUCUCUAUCACUCUGUUGUCGAGGACAAUCAGUACGGGAUAAGUUCGGUCCACUACAGUAAUUUAUCCUACUCCGAUGGCACAAUCACCAACCGAAGGAACCACGACAAGUUGUGGUUUCAAAAGGUGAAUUUCACUCGGAAUGCUGAAGCUGUCAUCUGGAUCCACUCUCCUCAGCACGAAGUCCUUCCGAAUACUCCCAUUUCAGAGAUUAGCUAUCACCUGGACAACUGUUCUGUGUCAAACAAUCACGGUCCAGUGAUCGAGACUCAUCGCGACCUUUUUGCUUCGGCGAACGUCUUCCACUGGAACAUUUGGUCAAAUACGUUUGUGAACAAUUCGAACAGCGGUGUGGCGGUUCGACUCCCGGACACGUACGACCUGCUAGCCAAGCCCGAGCAUAGUUUUUGGAUGACGGAGAAUCGUUUUGAGAACAAUGACGACUUCUACGUGCUACUCGAUGGAUACUACACAUUUGCGAACAUCUCUUCGAACAACUUCACUGAUAAUUUUUCCAAACGAGGCCUGAUUGAGGUGAAAGGUAUGGAGAAGAAGCUGGUCGUCGAACGCAAUCGAUUCCUCACCAAUCAGGUGAUGGCGAUUACCUCACAAUCUGUUCGAAAUAUCCUCGUUAGCGCUUAUAUUCAAUACAACUACUUCCUACACAAUCAUUUCGUGAACGAGGACUAUGUGGAUUCAUGGCCCCGAUCUUACGCGGUGGGCGUGUUUGGCUCGCAGAAGGCCGAUGUUCACUUCAACCAGCUACGAAAUCCUCUCCUCGACUUCGAGCUCGUAUCCGGAUGCAAGUACAUUUCGAUCGAGGAUCGCAUGAACGUUUCGUACAAUUGGUGGGGCACCGGCAACGAUGCUGAGGUGGCUCAGCGCGUUUUCGACUUCGAUGACUGGAACACCUUCACUUUGGCGGAAUUUAGUCCGUUCUACGUCACUAACGAGCUGUUCAUCAAUUUCUGGUGGAAGCCAAGGAAGGGCCAGUUGGCGAAUGCCACAUACAGCGAACCGUCGGUUCUCGAUCUGAAGGGGCGAAUGUUCGAAUCGAAGAAUCUUACGUUGAUUCGGGAGAGAUGGCAUCAAUUCCCGCAUUAUUACAAGCCUUUUCGUCCUUAUCGUAUUACCCGAGACCUAACAAUAAUGCCCGGAGCGACGUUGUGGAUCGAGAAGGGAGUCGAGGUGCAUGUCUGGCCGAAUGUCCGCAUUCUGGUUCUUGGAGAUCUAAUUGCCGAUGGCACUUAUUGGGAACCGAUCAGGUUCAAACCAAUCAAUACAACGGAAUUCGAUGAAAUAAGGGGAAAAAUCGGUACGAGAUACAGGCGGAGCGUGAGUUAUCCCCGACGCUACAGGCGAAGUGACGUUGGUCUACGCGUCAGCAGUUGGCUAAGAAGCGGAAGAUCGAACCGGUUCGUGGUUAACCUUACUGAACACAAUACUCCUAUUAAUAUAACGCUCGCUAAAUCUGACGAAGUGUACUCAAAGUUCCCGUUGCUCUUUCGCGACGAUCCUUACUAUCAACGUUUUACGGUCUCGCUUACCAAUGACAGCUCAAUGCCAGGUCAAGCCGGGUUCUUGCAGAUCUACAACGCAACGACUGGGGAGACAAUCGCGUCUUGCGACAGGCAGUUCACCAUUAGGAAUGCCCAGGUUGUUUGCCGUGAGUUGGGAUUGGAGACGAUGAACGCUUACCAUUGGCUCACUCCACGGUGGGAUUUUAACCCACAAAUUCAUCUUGUGAAGACCUACAUGGAACCGCGCGAAUGCAGAGGAAACGAACCAAGCCUUGAUCGAUGUGAGCUUCGUCUUACCGGCAACGAUUCUCAAUGGCAAUGUAUGGACAACGAACAUUUCAAUUACAUCUAUUGUGGAACGAAUACCUCAUUGGAUCUGAUUUAUAUCGGAAAUUGGGGUGGCUUAAGCUUCGGCCGUGCUUCUUUAGACCAUGGCGAGAUACCACUGAAAGAGGCCUCAAUCCUUCGUCAUGUGGAAAUCGUCGGAGGUGGGCUAGGACACAACGACACACUGCAGUCGGCUGGUUUGCAGCUGUUUGGCCGUUCGCCCCUCGUCGACCACGUCAAUGUGACCAACAGCAGCAUGCAUGCCGUUCAGGUGGUAUCACCUCGAGGAGAGGUUAUCCUGAACAUGGUGAAUGUCACGAACAACGCUGGUGUCGGCAUCACCAUCACCACCGCCAGCAUCCAGUCCGCCACUACCAACGCAGAUGUUCCAACGCAUCCGUUGACUCUGCCGUACUACACGCAGUCAAUGGUGGACAUAUGCGCUGCAGGCAAAAUGCUCCAACUCACCAAUCGUCUUAUGGUUUACUAUAAGUACGACUCUUUGCCUGUGGACUGUGUGAAGAUUUUUUCGUCUCCAGGUCGGAAGGUGGCUUUUCGGUUCCUCCAGGUGAAUCUUUAUUCAUCACCGGCGGAUAUUGGUAGGUCGGAUGUGCUGAGGGUAUACGCGUCUAUCUCUUUCAUGCCGAUUUCUCUUCUAGCCGAAUACAGAAUGGAUCGCGAGUCGACUCCAUUUUCACAUGCUGUUAGUGCUGACGUCCUUGCCAUUCAUUUUCGUGGCACUGCCGCUGAUGGAGGAUAUGGUUUCAUUGCCGAAAUCUCAGCUAUACCAAGUACACCUGACUCCGGUGAGUCUUUCUUGCGAGGAUCAAGAGUUGACCGAAAUGACAGAGGAGCAGUUGUCUAUCAGAAUACUGGAGAGAUGAGUCCAGCUGUAGUUAUAGAGGACUGUUCGUUCAGUAGGAAUGGUAUUCAUCUCUUUGGCAACAUAUCGACUUCUUUGCAUGCGGUGGAGCUUCUUCUUCAUAAUACUAUGUUUGUGCUGUUUCGCGGUAACUCGUUGGCCCAUAAUCGUGGAGGUCUACUUGUGUCGGCUCAGUCAUCCUCAGCUGUUGCACGCUUGAAUGCCGUCAUUAAGAACAACCUUUUUUCGUGGAACUCCAACAGCACAACUCUGGAACUUUGCGGCAACAACUUUCAGAUGGUAACUAUGCUGAACAACAUCAUCUCGUACAACUACGCUGUCCACCAUGACACAGUGAAAAUUCACGAUAUGUCGGUAAACCUGACUCGUAACCUGUUCUUCGCCAACACUGGUCUGCAUACGGUUGAUUCUCAAGGGUACUCUCGGAUCACUUCGGAGACGCAAACGUUCCUCUACAACAAUUUUGAGGAAAAUAUCGCCCUUGGCCACGGCCAUCAAUAUCUGGAGCAGUAUGGUUUUCUUCCCGAAAAAGAGCAUGACGAGUUCCUUCGUAGACCCAGAAGACAGGUGAUCACACAAGAAGGUAUUUCAUUCGACUGGUGGACCCAUGUGGGAACGGAGAGCGAGAGAUAUCGCAGCACCAUACUGGCGGGAAGCUCUCAGCAACACUUCAGAGGAAACGUGUUUAACGACAAGAAGAACUCUUACGAGCUGACCACCUCGAAACGAACCCAGUAUGAUAUCGGAUCUAUCGAUGCCCGGCUAAACUACUGGGGAUAUCCUGGCGUGGAGAGCGUUGCUGCUGGCAAAAUACGCGACUUUUCCGACUAUCCGUACCUCACCAAGGUGGACUAUCAACCAGUACUGGAAUCGAAUUCGUCUCUUCUAGAAGGCGACUGCCCGGCUGGUUGGUUCCAAGCCGGGUUAGAAGAAUUCAAAUCAUGCUUUCUUUACGUAUGUUUCAUGAAGCAAUGUGUGUGUACUCUUGAUAAUCUGUACAAGACGUGCGAACACUCAAGUAUUUGCCCGGCAAUGGACUCUUUCGUGCCUUAUUUGAGAGCAGACGACGUUCGCCAGAAACAAAUCGCGCAACGAAUUGACCAGUUCAGCCAGCAAUACAUCACUGACCCUGAAAAAUUUGAUUCGUUCGGACUGCGUUCGGACGCGGUAGUGUGGAUCUCGUCGGUCUCGAUUCCAUCGACGCAGUGCGCUUGGCUGAGCGCUCGUACUGGCCGGAUUGGCACACAGAAUUGCAACAAUCUAAUGCCUUUCGUAUGCGAAAAAGGAACACAACCGUAUGUCGAGCCGGUGCUGUGGCGUGCUGGCAUUGUGGUUGCCGUGAUCAUCAUCAGCCUUCUAUUAGUGAUUCUAUUUCUACUCGCUCUAUGUUGGUGUAUAAAAUCGCGAAGAAGAACUGAAGAUAACAUCGAACGGAAAAACAUCAUAAGAGCUAGCCUCAAGUUACCAACCGUACAGAAUUCACAUGGAAGCACAAUGUGCCCCUCCCAUCAGAAUAACAGUCUUAUAUACUGCCCAAUGUCAUACAUGAUAAUGAGGCAUUCUUUCCUGCGGUUCAUUUUUGAGUGUCUGGAAUUAAUCCAGAACGCCACGAGAGUUUUGCGCGCUUGUAUUCUCGAUUCUUGUGCGAGGAUCGUGACAUGUACUUCAAAGUCCUCCCUGCUAUGUCUCUGGGUCUUAUGCGUGCCCAGUGGGGUAUUUGGUUUACGUUUGCCUGCUAGGUGGUCUUUUAUGCGGACACAGAGGGGUCUACCCGUUUCGCCAAUGUUUUCGUCACCGCACGUCUUACAGGAGAUCAGAUAA
Messenger RNA from Angiostrongylus costaricensis, 5265 nucleotides. NCBI's taxonomy places the organism in Eukaryota, Metazoa, Nematoda, Chromadorea, Rhabditida, Metastrongylidae. The record is from the annotation of a GenBank genome assembly.